Penicillium macrosclerotiorum is the source of this 1608-nucleotide messenger RNA. RefSeq names its product histidine phosphatase family protein. The record is from RefSeq and is a predicted model, not a curated record. Gene Ontology annotation, molecular function: acid phosphatase activity. The coding region runs from base 1 to 1608 and encodes 535 amino acids. The transcript is spliced from 3 exons. Lineage: Eukaryota; Fungi; Ascomycota; Eurotiomycetes; Eurotiales; Aspergillaceae.
AUGGCAGGCAUGCACUCGACCAUGUUAGGCUGGCUGGCUCUGGCUGGCAGCAACGUAGCCUCCGCCAUGACGAUUUCAAGCUCUCCUGUGGGCUCAACUUCCGCAGCAGCGCCAACCGGAACUUCCUACCCCUCGGGGUUCGACAUGAAAUCCAGCUGGGGCAAUCUUAGCCCCUAUGCCGACGCCCCCGGCUUCGAGGUUCCCAAGGGAUACCCCACGGAAUGCGAGUUGUCUCAGGUGCAUGUCUUGCAUCGCCAUGCGCAGCGAUAUCCGACCCAAUGGCCGCUUGAUGGCGGAGACAUGGAGUCAUUUGCGUGGAAAGUGGGCAAUUAUUCCAAGAAGAACCCGGAUAAAAAGAUUGGCACUGGUCCGCUGGAGUUCCUCAAUAAAUGGGAAUACCUGCUCGGCCUGAACACUCUGCUGCCCACCGGCGCAGCCACAGAAGUUACCUCAGGUGCGCUGUUCUGGAGCAUGUAUGGUCGCCUACUAUAUCAUGCUGGCCCGGGGGAUGCGGCCUAUGACUCGUCCUUGAACGUAUAUCCCAAUGGCACGGCUCGCCCGAAACCGACGUUUCGCACCACUUCAUACCCUCGCAUCCUCGAGAGUGCCCGCUGGUGGCUGAGCGGGUUCUUUGGGAACACCGGGGCCAACAGCUCUUAUUCACUAUAUGACCUGACCAUUAUUCCGGAGCAAGAUGGCUUCAAUAAUACUUUGUCCUCUACCUCCUCUUGUACCAAUGGGAGUGAUGUCGGCUCGAGCAGAGAUAACGCCGUUGAAGCCUUCGCCCCGGCACUGGUCAAGAGUGUACUCAACCGUUUUGUGAAGUUCAUGUCCGACGACUUCGAUCUAGAUGAGAUGGACGUCUAUGCCAUGUUCAAUCUAUGCCCUUACGAAUAUGCCACCCUGGGUCGAUCGUCCUUUUGCACCUUGUUCACGGAGCAGGAAUGGCGGGACUUCCAGUAUGCCAUCGACCUGAGUUUCUAUGGAAAUUAUGGUUUCGGGGCGCCUAGUGGCCGCGCCCAGGGUAUUGGCUACGUCCAGGAGUUGGCUGCCCGGUUGCAAUCCCGACUUAUCAAAAGCAGUGAUAGCAGCAUCAACUACACCUACGACGAUAACUCUAAGGACUUCCCGCUGGACCAGCCGUUGUACAUGGAUAUGUCUCAUGAUGAUAUCAUUGUGUCCGUACUGACGGCACUGGGACUCGAUUACUUCAAGGCCGGGCCUCAUGGAUUGCCUACGUCUGUCUCACAUGCACCUUCGAGCAACCGGUUUAAUAUGAACCAGAUCACACCCUUCGGCGCACGCUUGUUCACAGAAAUUUGGACCUGCCCGAGGGGCUCAUCUUUCAACCAGCUCCAGGAGCAGCUAUACACGAACCCAGACCUCUCGGGCCAGUCCAGUACAAUUGACUAUCUGCGUUUUGUACUAAACAAUGCGCCAGUGCCCGCCGAUGGCCUGUGUGGCAGCGCUGUGAAUGGGUUUUGUCCCGUUGAGGAGUUCCUCAGCCAGGUGCCCAACCUAAAUAAGGAGGCCAUGUACCAGGAAGCAUGCUUUGGCAAUUACAAUAUUACAACCCAAGUGGCCAAUGGCCAGCCGAUCCAGUCUUAG